CACCAAGCUCAUUCAGCCCAGUGUGAAACACAAAGAGGCGGAGCCAUUACCGACUCACUGAGCUCAGGUAGAAUGAAAGAAACAGCUGCUCGAGUCCUUCAUCAAACUGUGACGUGAAGUAAAGCUCCGCCCACCGCUGCACACACAAAUCUGCAGAUGAUCGGGGGCGUGUUUAAAACGCUCACGGGGGCGUGUGGCGUACCACGCCAUAUUUAUUUUCAAGGCUUUCUGAACAGUUUUCAGGCUGAGAGUGAAAUGUUAGUUACAUUUCAUUAAAAAUAUAAAAAUAAACUGAUGGUGGUCGGGUCGGUCGACGCCAUCAUAACAUCAGAAACGCUUCAGAACGCGGACACGCUCGCUGUUGUUCAUCGCAGACACGGUGUACGUACUCACACGCCGUGUGAGUAUUUGGACGCUGCGAGGACAAAAACGAUUGGUCACUAAAGCUCUGAUGUCUGAUCGGCGGCCAUGUUUAAAACUGUCGUCUGUGCAGGCGGUGCGAGCAGACGCCGCCCUCAGCGUGGCGCAGGCGCAGCACCUGCGGCAGCAGCAAGAGGACAACAGCUGCAGGGAGCGGGCGGAGGUGCUGCAGGCGCGGCUGGUGGAGGAGCAGAGGAGGAGUCUGCAGCUGGAGGAGGAGCUGAGGCAGCAGGAGCAGAAGAGCAGCUCUCAGAUCAGCACGAAGCAGGAUCAGUACGAGAAGGCGAUGGCGGCGCUGCAGCAGAGGGCGGAGGACGUGGAAACCAAACUGAAGGCGGUCCGUCUGCUCCUGCAGGAAAAGGUGGAGCAGCUUAAAGAGCAGCUGGCGAGGAACGCCAAGUCAAGCGCACUGCUGAAGGACCUGUACGUGGAGAACUCGCAGCUGAUGAAGGCGCUGCAGGUCACCGAGCAGCGGCAGAAACGCGCCGAGAAGAAGAACUUCCUGCUGGAGGAGAAGGUCGGCGCGCUCAACAAGCUGCUGAGGGACAUCGUCCCUGCAUCGCUCGCCACAUAACCAUGGCAGCGCAGAGCAGAAGGCCCCAGCGGGAGGGGGCGGGGCCUCACCUGUGUGAAGCAGGUGGAUGUCUGGAGCACACGCGUUCGGUGUGUCAGUAUUAUCUUUGUUUAUAAUGAAACUUUUUAUUUUUGCGUCAUUGAAAUAAAGUUUUAAUGUCUCUGUGA
Messenger RNA from Neolamprologus brichardi, 1161 nucleotides. Lineage: Eukaryota; Metazoa; Chordata; Actinopteri; Cichliformes; Cichlidae. The record is from RefSeq and is a predicted model, not a curated record.